CCCGCGGAGCCCUUCUCCGCCAUGGAGUUGGAGGAUGACUUCGAGCUACCCUGAAGUUGCAAAGGAAUUGGCCACGUGCCCCUUCAACGCUCGCCAUCUAGUUCCUCAAGCUGACCUUAGUGAUCACAUAACGAAGUGCAAUGACAAAGUGUUCAUUGAGGAAGAUAUAGUGAUUCAGUCCUCUGGCUUCCAGAGAGAGCAGAUGAAUGCUGUGAGCACGUGGCAGGCACCUCCAUGUGAUGAAGACUGGGAAACAGAGUUGUCGGAGCAGUCAGAUUCUCCUUUUGUUUGGGGUGUAACCAGUUCUGGCAUUAACAGUUCCAGUACAACCUUUGAACAGAAGAAUUGUUUGCCUUCAAGAGUACGUGCCCCUGAGUCCUUCCCAUAUGCCGUGUCAUGGAAAGGCUAGAGCAUCCUGAUCACACCUUUGCGGCUUCAAGCUUUAAGCCUUAACUUUGUCACCUGGGCGCGUGGUGCUUCAGUCAUACAAUAAUGGGGAAUCUUCUGUGAAUUCCCCACAAUAUGCAUAAUACUAAACAGGUGAAGUUUAAAGAGUACUCUUAAAUACUUUUCUAGUUUCCACUAGGAUUUUGUAGUUUGCUAACACUUAAAACAUGUUUGAGAGCUCUAACGUAACUGUUUUUGCUGGGGGGGACAGGGAGGGAGGAGGCAGGAGUGGUUUAAAUCACUAAAAAUACAUGUUUGGGACUGUGUAAAUGUUUGGAUUAAGCAGUACAUUUCUAAAAAUGGAUCCAAACUACAAAAUGGGAUCUAAAUAUACGAACACAAGAUUAAGAAACCAGACGUGGUAUUUGUCUAGAAAGAAAUUAAUGCCUUUCACAUUUUGAAAAGAAAGUUCCUCAAAAUACUGAAUUUUCACCAUCUGUAUCACUACCGAUGUAAAAUAAUACAGGAUUAUUUUGAAGUUUGGUUCUGUCAAGGUUCUUGUUGGGAAUUGAGAAUAAA
Messenger RNA from Phalacrocorax carbo (great cormorant), 966 nucleotides. The record is from RefSeq and is a predicted model, not a curated record. Lineage: Eukaryota; Metazoa; Chordata; Aves; Suliformes; Phalacrocoracidae.